Dama dama (fallow deer) is the source of this 3710-nucleotide messenger RNA. RefSeq names its product nuclear respiratory factor 1 (gene NRF1). The record is from RefSeq and is a predicted model, not a curated record. Lineage: Eukaryota; Metazoa; Chordata; Mammalia; Artiodactyla; Cervidae. Gene Ontology annotation, cellular component: nucleus. Bases 258 to 1811 code for a protein of 517 amino acids. Gene Ontology annotation, molecular function: DNA-binding transcription factor activity, RNA polymerase II-specific; RNA polymerase II cis-regulatory region sequence-specific DNA binding. The transcript is spliced from 14 exons. Gene Ontology annotation, biological process: regulation of transcription by RNA polymerase II.
GGAGCCGGCGCGGUCGCAGUCUCCACGGCGCAGGCCCACGGUAGCGCAGCCGCUCUGAGGGGAUCUUCCCAAUCCAGGGACUGAACCUGCACAUCCUGCAUUGGCAAGCGGAUUCUUAACCCCUAAACCACCAGGGAAGCCCAGAAGCAUGCACGCCAAAUUGUUAACUUGGUACCUUCUCACUCAGGUCACUGUGACAGACACAGGGUUGUAAGCUGUAAUGUGGAGACGACUUUCCUCUUUGACAGUGGAUCUUCAUGGAGGAACACGGAGUGACCCAAACUGAACACAUGGCUACCAUAGAAGCUCAUGCAGUGGCCCAACAAGUUCAGCAGGUCCACGUGGCCACCUACACCGAACACAGUAUGCUGAGUGCUGACGAAGACUCGCCUUCUUCUCCUGAGGACACCUCAUACGAUGAUUCAGACAUACUUAACUCCACAGCGGCUGAUGAGGUAACAGCCCAUCUGGCUGCUGCAGGUCCUGUGGGAAUGGCAGCUGCUGCUGCUGUGGCAACAGGAAAGAAACGGAAACGUCCUCAUGUGUUUGAAUCUAAUCCAUCUAUCCGGAAGAGACAGCAAACACGUUUGCUUAGGAAACUCCGAGCCACACUAGAUGAAUAUACUACUCGAGUAGGACAACAAGCUAUUGUCCUUUGUAUCUCUCCCUCCAAACCCAACCCUGUCUUUAAAGUGUUCGGUGCAGCUCCUUUGGAGAAUGUGGUGCGUAAGUACAAGAGCAUGAUCCUGGAAGACCUGGAGUCCGCCCUGGCAGAGCACGCCCCUGCGCCACAGGAGGUUAAUUCAGAGCUGCCGCCUCUCACUAUCGAUGGAAUUCCAGUCUCUGUGGACAAAAUGACCCAGGCCCAGCUUCGGGCAUUUAUCCCAGAGAUGCUGAAGUACUCUACAGGUCGGGGGAAACCAGGCUGGGGCAAAGAAAGCUGCAAGCCCAUCUGGUGGCCUGAAGAUAUCCCAUGGGCAAACGUUCGGAGUGACGUCCGCACAGAAGAGCAGAAGCAGAGGGUUUCAUGGACCCAAGCACUACGGACCAUAGUUAAAAACUGUUAUAAACAGCAUGGGCGGGAGGACCUUUUGUAUGCUUUUGAAGAUCAACAAACACAAACACAGGCCACAACCACACACAGUAUAGCCCACCUGGUACCAUCACAGACCGUAGUCCAGACUUUUAGUAACCCUGAUGGCACUGUCUCGCUUAUCCAGGUUGGUACAGGGGCAACAGUAGCCACAUUGGCUGAUGCUUCAGAAUUGCCAACCACAGUCACUGUUGCCCAAGUGAAUUAUUCGGCGGUGGCUGAUGGAGAGGUGGAACAAAACUGGGCCACGUUACAGGGGGGUGAGAUGACCAUCCAGACGACGCAAGCAUCAGAGGCCACCCAGGCGGUAGCGUCACUGGCAGAGGCCGCAGUGGCAGCUUCUCAGGAGAUGCAACAGGGAGCUACGGUCACCAUGGCACUCAACAGCGAAGCUGCCGCCCAUGCUGUCGCCACCCUGGCCGAGGCCACCUUGCAAGGGGGGGGACAGAUCGUCCUGUCUGGGGAAACCGCAGCAGCUGUCGGAGCACUUACUGGAGUCCAAGAUGCUAAUGGAGUAAUCACCGGUUCUACCCAAUUCUGGAAGACCCCUCGAGGACUGGUCCAGAUCCCUGUGAGCAUGUACCAGACUGUGGUAACCAGCCUCGCCCAGGGUAAUGGGCCGGUGCAGGUGGCCAUGGCCCCUGUGACCACCAGGAUAUCGGACAGCGCAGUCACCAUGGACGGCCAGGCUGUGGAGGUGGUGACGUUGGAACAGUGACAUGCAGCCAUACCAUGGCAUCAUUUUCUAGUCUACUUCAAAAUUUUUUACACGUUUGCAGAGGUGCAAUCAAAUGGAAUUAAGUCUCUCGACUUUGGAAGAAAAGUUUUGUUAACCUUUUUUUUAAAAAGGAAGAAAGGCAGUGGAUUUUGGAAUUGCAUUUUUUAAAAAGCACCACUCUUGAUUUUCUGGGAUUGGUGGAAUAAGAUACUGCGUUGUCAAUUUCACGGUCCCGAAAAAGCCAAAUUGUGGCAGGACUUCUUUCUGCGGAAACGUGUGUAUACUUCCGUGUGUGUAUGUGUGAAUGUGAAUAUAUGUAUAUGUGUACAUAUGGAUAUACACAUUUACAUAUAUAUAUAUAGAGUAUAUAUAUAUAUGUGUGUAGAUAUAUAUAUAUAUAUAUAUAUAUAUAUAUAUAAAAAGAAACCCGCAUGGAAUUAUCUGUAUGAAAUCAAGGUGAGCUGUGGAAAAAUAAUUCACCCAGUUUAGUGGGUGUAGGGUACGUGGCCAGACAGCCACCUGGUUUUGUUCAUACCAGGGUCAUGCGUUGAGCUACUGACAAACUCAGGCGGAGGUGACCAUGCCCUUCACCAAAGCUGCCUCCCGGUGGCCACCCAGAACUCUCCCUGCUGGGCUCACCUGAGAACAGAGGUUCCAGAUUAGGGUGAGGUCCAGAAACUGUGCUUGCAAGACCCAGGGGCCGCGUGGUCUGGCAGCUGAGACGCUCCUCGGGCUGGCCCAGAUGCUGACCUUGCCACAGGCAAAUGAAAUGUCUUUAAAGCUCCCAGGCAGGGUCGAGAGGGUUUUCUUUCUUUCCCAUCUCCUCCCCUCCCCAGGAAACCUUCUUGAUCUCACUGUUAACCCGUCGCUUUGGUUUUAGGGUCAGUCCUGAAUUGGUCAUGUAUAUGAACUGAAGGUGACAGAAGUAUUAAGGGUUUGAGGAGUGCGUGCGCGUUGCGUGUGCUUGUGGGUGUGUGCAUCGUGGAGAGAAUGAGGGGGUGGGAGGAGUUGGAAGGGGAAAGGAAGGAGGGAGAGAAAAAUCUUUUAAAGACCAGGGUGCACCAGUGGGAGCAACUUUUUCCCUUCCUGUGACUUCCUGUAGCUUAACAGAGGAGACGAGAACUGACAGGGGCUCCUGGCGCGAGGAAGGCUGUCCACUAGACUGAGGGGCACUGGAGAGAAGAGGGCUGAGGGUGCCUCCUGCGCCCCUGGAUCAGGCCCGAUCUCAGAAGGGACCUUGCAGCUGUCCCAGGUGCAUCGUGCUAGGCCCAGGCCCCACAGCUUCCCUCUCAUGGCUGUUAAUUGGUCUGGGUGUUCUUUGUAAUGAAAUUCUGUGAUUUCUCAGCCACAAGCAAGCCCUGAGUCUCCAGGGGUUAAUUCACCUGACUUUUUGACAGGCCAAAUCUCUGCUCCUUGAGUACAGGGAUGACUUUUCCUCCCUCCUCCCAGGCCCCCCCACCCCCGUGUGUGACUGUAUAUUUAAUGUGUUUUUUUUUUUUUUAACGCGACAUUAAAAAGAUUCUUCACGUCUUGCUCAGCCUUUGAGAAAAGUUUCAGAUUCUUGUAUUUGCUUGUUUUAUAUAAAACUAUCCAGUGUUCUUUGUAUGUUUUUUUUUUUUUUUUUCUGUACGUAAUGGGGGGAGGGAAGGGAAAUUUACAUAAAACAGUCCUAGUUCUACAAUUUGUUAUUUUUUUAAUUAUUAUUUUUUAUCAUCGUUGUGAAACUGUCCAGGGGCUUUAAAGUCCGUGUUCCUUUGUGGUGAAAUACCCUCCUGAUAGUUUGAGAAAUUGCCAAGAAGAAGAAGAAAAGCAGAACCCCAGUAGCAGAGCAUGGAUUCUGUGUCGUUUUCCAUUCUGUCUAUUACUGCCUCAUUCAAUAAAUAGUUAACGAUGUGGCAA